Molecule: messenger RNA, 2637 nt
Organism: Arthroderma uncinatum
Lineage: Eukaryota; Fungi; Ascomycota; Eurotiomycetes; Onygenales; Arthrodermataceae
Exons: 6
Coding region: 1-2637 (878 amino acids)
Source: RefSeq, a predicted model, not a curated record
AUGCCAACUCUCAAGCAAUUGACCUGCCACAUCGAAUGGGCAAACUGCAGUAUACCAUUCAAAGAAUAUGGUGUCACGUAUGGGGAUGGCUCUGUUGAUUGCUUCAUCCCCGUUCAACCAGCUUCAACACCCUUUUCAAUCCGCCUAACUUCGAGUGGAUAUAUCGCGCCUGGCCUGGCCAUGUUCGUGUAUAUGGAUGGUGUUUACCAGUGUAACCGCAACAGGAACAAUCUAAUCUCGAGAGGAAACUCGGGCAAGGGUAAGAAGAGGGUUAAAGAUGUCAACUUCUGCGUUCGUCAGAAAGAAGAGCGUCUCGCGAAUGGGACUUGGAUCGGAAGACCAUGGAGAUUUGAGCCGCUUCAAAUAGUACAACUCAUGCCAGGCAUGCCAGAAAUCAACAAGUCUCAUUUCGAUAAUUUAGGCGAGAUUUCCGUUGUUGUCCUUCGGUGCGAAUCACGACGUGAGCAGUGUUCAUCAGAGGGCUCACUCAGCCCAGAAUCAGCAAUGGCCUUUGGGCCUGAUCUCGAUGAUCUUCAAAGCAUAUCGAGUGAUGAAUAUUUCCUCGGCCCAAGUGACACAACCAAAGGAAACGAUACAAAUUGUGGAAUAAUCGGUGGACUCUUCGACGGAGCAGACGAUCGUAGGCGUCAUAGCCACGACAGAGACUGCUGUGAGGGCUGCGCUCGCCAGGAACGCGAUGAGCGUCGUCGGCGUCAUGAGCGCCGCCGACACUCUGGACAACCGGAUAAUAUCACGAGGAGACGCCACAUAGGCCAUAGCCAGCCAGAUCCGCCAUGCAGAGUUCACUGGGAGGACAAACCUCGGCGAGUUGACGAAUCCGACUUGGAACAUGAAUGGCAUACAUAUGAUGAUGAGUCCACUGCUAGUUCAGAUCACAUCCGCCAGGGAUACCGAUAUUAUCGUUCCAGUGGGCCAACUUAUCCGAUCCCGAAAUCCAAAGUCGAAGACUCUGAUAGCCCCCGUUACUAUAGUCGGCGCCGGUACCCAAAGCAAAGACGUUCUCUACCGGAAAGACCGAAGCAGGAACAACGCUCAGAAAACCAGCCUAAUGGAACAACCGACAAAGCUGCCCCAGAAGAGCCAAAUGUAUCUCACGCUGUGAUGAAGGAAGAAGAGCAUAGUGGCAACCGUGGAUGCGCCCCCUCUAUCGUCCUCAACGUCAACUCUGCUCUGCCAGCACCAGCGACGAAACCAGAUAUCUUCCAACGUUGCCCUCGGGAGAAUUCCGCUGAUAUAUCUGCUAACAUAAACAAGGACGGAAACCAGGACAAUAACAAGCCGGCCUCUGAUAGCAGCCGAGAUAAUACAAAUGGGGACGCGGGAAAUAACGCAGAACCCGAUCCUGGUGGGCCUGCUACGCAAGAUAAUGCAAAUUGGGACAAUGGAAAUAAAGCACAGUCCGACACUGGUUGGCCUGCUGCGGCAGAUAAUCAAAAUCAUAAUACAACCGACACCGUUUGGGAUCAAAAGCAAGGUGACAACGGAUGGAACAAUGACUCAAAUGGCCAGAAAAACAAUAACUUUAACUCGAGCCAAACUGGCUGGGAAGCUAAAGGGCAAGGAGGACAGGGAAACCAGGAGUGGAAUAAUGGAGGGUCUGGCGCGCAAGACAGGAGCUCAGGCAAUGGUGAACCUCCGGCAGUUCACUGGCAAAGCAAUGGCUCAAAUAAUAACAAUACUAACUGGGAGAACAACAUUACCCAGCAAAAUGGCCCUUUAACAAGCCCAAACAACGGAUUUAACAAUCCCCAGCCAUGUCCAUCUGGCCCACCACCCCCAAUAAUACCGGUUCAGGCUCAAGGGCCAAUGUGGGAACCACCUCCGCCAGUUCAGAGGGUGCAUACCCUCAUAACGCCGUUUUGUCAAGGACAAGAAGCUAGUGAGCCCCCAUUAUAUACGGUCCCCGACCAGGUAGCUCAAGAGCGAUCUCUAUCGCAUCAGGUUCAGGUUGGGAAAUCUUCGACAUAUUCCCACAAGGUUCAAGUCCCACUGUAUCUUGAUACGAUGGAAGAGCCGUACGCAAAAUUUGUGUUUAAGUAUCGGAUAAAAGAUGUUAUUGCAUCUGCAAUUGGAAAGCCCAUCGAACGAGAUGUGGAAGCCGAAAGGAGACUUUUAGAAUCCCUUCCUCGGGAGGAAAUUCUCAAUCAACUACUUCAUGCUCAUGGGCUGCUCGCGGCCCAAGCACUCGGCCAGCCACAGAAUAUCCCAUUUCAGGGGCAACAGCAAAUUCCUCCCAUCCAGCAGCAGCAACAGCAUAAUCAGCAGAACACGGUAACUCAGCAGCAAAACCCUGCCCAGCCAAAUACAAACAGCAACGUCAGCCACACAAACCAAGGCCCACCACCCAACCCUGCAAGCUGGAACAACGCCCCAGCUUAUGACGAACCUAUAAUCGUCCCAUCAAAGCUUACAGGCUACAAUAAUAUCGGCGGCAACCCAUCACAGGUUUCGUCGCAAAACAAAACUUGGGCUGAAGAGGUCGCUAGCCGGUUGCAAAAUCAUCAACAACAGCAACAAAGUGCUUCUAAUAAUGGCAACAACAACAACGAUACCCCUGCUUGGAAUAACAAGACUGAGCAGGCUGGUGGCGGUACUCAGAAAUCCCCGAACUGGUAA